UCAGCUGAACUCACAUCUCCUGCCAACAUGUCCUACAGCUGCUGCUCUGGAAACUCCUCCUCCUGCUCCUUUGGGACAUACCUGUGCUCCCCAAGCUCCUCCUGUGGCUGUUCCUGCCCCAGCAACCUGGUCUACCACACUGACCUCUGUUCUCCCAGCACCUGCCAACUGGGCUCCUCCCUCUCCAGUGGCUGUCAGGAGACCUGCUGUGAGCCCACCAGCUGCCAGACAUCCCAUGUGGUGUCCAGCCCUUGCCAGACUUCCUUUUACCACCAGAAGACCUCCAUGGUCUGUGAUCCUUGCCGGUCAAUUUACCCUGGGUCUCUAGGCUGUGGAUCCAGCAGAAGUUACUGCCUGGGCUGUGGAUCACUUGGCUUCAGACCCCUGGGUAAUGGAAUCUGUGGCUUCCCUUUCCUGGGCUAUGGAUCCAGAUUCUGCCACCUAACCUACUUGGCUUCUAGGAGCUGCCAAACUUCUUGUUGCCAACCAACCUGCAGAUCUGUCUUCUCCCACCAAUCAUCUUGUUAA
Messenger RNA from Callorhinus ursinus (northern fur seal), 528 nucleotides. RefSeq names its product keratin-associated protein 13-1-like. The record is from RefSeq and is a predicted model, not a curated record. Lineage: Eukaryota; Metazoa; Chordata; Mammalia; Carnivora; Otariidae.